This is a messenger RNA of Xyrichtys novacula (pearly razorfish), 7057 nucleotides long. NCBI's taxonomy places the organism in Eukaryota, Metazoa, Chordata, Actinopteri, Labriformes, Labridae. The record is from the annotation of a GenBank genome assembly.
GCAGAGGAAACUUUCAACCCCGCCUCUCACGCGGUUGGUUGCACCGCAGGGAAAGUCACCUCGUCGGGUCGGUCAGAACAGAAGCUACUGUGAAGCUAGCAGAGCUAGCAUGGUCAUAUUAGUGUGAGUGGAAGGUCGACAGUAGGACAGCAGCAUCCUCUCCUGUCACUUUAACUUCCUGCCGUGUAUCUAUUUGACAGCAGCGCGCAGAUAACUGAAGCUCCUGAAAUUCUCUGGAUUUAAACACAAGGUCCUCAGCUAGCUAAGCCUUUAGCGAGCUAGCAUCAAGUUCCGCUCAGUGUCUUAUUUCCCACCUUCAUAAAUUUACGGUCAUGGCUGCACUGAGAGCGUCCUAUCACCGGAUUCUGGACAGGGUCGAGCACAUGCUGCCCGCCAAACUGAGACCUCUGUACAACCACCCGGCAGGUAAUGCACAGUUUAACCCCCACCUGAGUCCUCGGACCCGGGCUGGGGUUUGUUUGGGACGUGUCAGCUGUUAGUGUUGGUGAUGUUGAUGCUCGAACCUCGACCUCCAUCCAGCCUGUUCUUGGUGUCUGAGCUGUGUGAAAGUCAGGGGUUCAUUGUUGUCAGCGUUGCUGUGGGAGACCCUGAUCUGCAGGGAUAACUGGGUCAGUCUGUGGUGAUGGUGGUGAGGGGGUUUAUGGCAGGAAAACUGCUGCCUUGAGUCAUAUUAAUAUCACAUAACUUUAGUAAAUAGAAUAAAAGUCCCAUGAUAAUGGAGAAUAAGAAUAAUGAAUAUUGUUAUUAUUUUACAAGUCUGCUCCUCUUCCUUAAUAUGGCUCAUAAUAUUUUCCAGAAAAAAAUGGAUAAGUGUGAAAAAUAAUGAUCUUUUCUCUGACUGAGAGACUUGGAGAAAGUUGUAUGUGUCUCAACCUGCCCUACAUAAAUCUGGAACUCUAACUUUUUAUGCAAAAAAGGUAAAAAGAGGAAACAAGCACAUCGUCUCAAUUCUGACUCUCCAAGGCUGGUAUUUAAUGAUUGGAUUCUUAGCUCAAAAUACAUACUCUGUAUGGACUUAAUUGCUAUCAAAGCCACUUAAAUUAUCAUUAUUAUGCUUUCAACAUUUAUCCUGAUUUCCAGUAUUAUUGAUUUUUCCCAGUCUAGUGAUGCAAUGUUGAAAAUUUGAGUAAUCUCUACAACUUUCUGUCUCUUCAGGAGGGUUUAUUUUGGCAGCUCAUCUUUUAUUAAAGACAGCAGACUAUAUAAGGCAGAAAGAAAACUGUCCAGUAUGAUCCAAGCCAACAGCAGUAUUAUUCUCAAAUUAGAGUGCCUUAUAAAGUGGACAAGUUUCUUCUGUUCAGUCAGUACAUCUUACACACACAGUGAGCUCUUUGUGACGUUGUUAUUAACCAGAGAGGACUGAGAUUAAGGAGUCUUUGGCGUCACUGAGGACAGUCCGAUCUCAUGUUUUGUCUGUAUAAGAGACCCGCAGCUCUGAUUGUCAAGGGCAACUUUUUCAAGUUUAAAGUGGGCGGCAACAAAAAGCCACCUCCCUCCAUACUGAUUUGCGGUGACUGAAGUCUCACGUUGAGUCUGAGUCUGAGUCUGGCCUGCAGCACUGGGCGGGAUUGUUAGGGAAAGCUGGUUUCAGAUCAGCUGCCUUUUUAUGGUCCUGACCUGUACAUUUUCUCCCUUUUGCACAAGUCUUAAGUGAGGCUCCAACUCGCCUGUCUGGUUUGACAUCUUAUCUUUCUGCUAACUAGAUAAGCCUUGAGGACAGAUAAACUGUCUGAGUGAGAAAACACUGAAAAGACAAACCAAGACAGUAUAUCACCAAUAUACUAUUUAUCUGUACAAAAAGAUAGCUGUCAAGGUCAAGGCAUGUUUUCACUGUGGAGUGACAUGAAUAAGAUAUUUUAUGUCAUGGCUUUGCAGCGUGUUUGUUCUUAUUGUGGUUUUCUGUUUGGAGGUUGAAGCAAAUUCAUACAUUGUCCCAUAAAAAUAGACAGAAUCAACCUUUAAAAAGUUCUUAGGUGGUGUUUUAUUAACUUGUAUAGGAUUGUAAUCGACAAUCAGUAACAAAAGCAACUCACAUUAAGCUUAAUUGAAGUUUUGUGCUGCUCAAAAUCAGCCUCUGAAAGAAGACAUGAGGUUAUUUAGUGCAAUCUAAAGGUCAGAUUCUAGCUUGAAACACUCCCUUGCUUACCCCUCUCGUUACUAAAGUGAUGGUGGCCUUUGAGGACAAGAAGUGCCCGUGACGCGUAAUAAGUAUGAUUUUCUAUUUGACACAUUUUUUCUAUCAAAAACUUCUGCCAGGCCAUUUUAUUUUGCACACAGUUACUCUCUAUAUCACAAGUUUGUCGAUUCUGUGUUCCCACAAACACAUGACUGUACAAGGUGGUGGCCUCUGUGAAAGGAGACCACUCCUGUAUAGAUGUAAAAUACUAAGUUAAAGUGAACAAAAACAAAAGUUUAAAAACAAGAAUGGCAAAAGUUCUUGAUCUCAUCUGUCUUUUUUUUUCUGAGAUGACUUUGAGAGGCUGAAUGAGAUAUCGGUGUUCAUUUGUAGAGUUUAACAUUAGAUUUUUGCGUUACUAAGUGAGUAUUAUUCUUUUGUGUUAUCAAUAACUUUCAGAUUUUCAUCAUUUGGUGCUUCCUCACCCCGCUCUUGUUAUAAAGCUAACCACACAGAGCCCUUUGAGCUCUCUAUUAGGACUUUAGGACAAGCUGCAGAGUCUACCUGUCACACAGCCACUUAGAGUCAAUUAGACUUAAGUUUAAUCUUCACAGCUAUUAGAAAACACCAGCAGGCAGAUUAGUCUUCUAAAAAUAAAUCAUCUGUGAUACAAAAUUAUAAAACAACAACAACAACAACACCUCCAUCGUCUAAUGUUUUUUUUUCAUUCUCUCUCCUUUUUCUUCAGGUCCAAAAACAGUUUUCUUCUGGGCCCCAGUGUUCAAAUGGGUAAGUGUGCAGCUAUAUUAUUCAAUAUUUUCUCCAGCUUUAAAAAGGGGAGAAAAAUGAAUUGACAUCAAUAACUGACAUGUCUCCUCUUCAUGCUUUCAGGGUCUGGUCAUAGCUGGUUUGGCUGAUAUGACUCGUCCAGCAGAAAAACUCAGUACCUCCCAGUCUGCAGUGCUGACAGCCACAGGUGAGAUUUCUCUGUGACCUCGGUUUGGUGACGUUCUGUGUUUGCUGCCUUAAAUUCUUGGCGUCAUUUUGACAGUAAUCACAUCAUCAGUCUGGCAUGUUAAGAAAUCUGUGUCUGAUCUGGGCUAAAGGUUGUCUGAUGCUUCCCCUUCUUCAAACAAAUCUUAUCUGUGUCUCUUUUGCCAAAACAUAGACUCUGUUCUCGUGAUCAGCAGUUUGUUUAUACUGCCAAUAACCUUCACUCUCACUUUCGUCACCAGGCCUGAUCUGGUCCAGAUACUCGUUGGUCAUCAUCCCAAAGAACUGGAACCUGUUUUGUGUCAACUUCUUUGUGGGCAGCGCAGGAGCUUCUCAGCUCUACAGGAUCUGGAGGUUUGUGGUUCAGUUACAAGAUGAUUAAACUAUCACCUAGCAUUGAACGACAUGACUCAUCUGAAUGAUCGAUUAUAAUAAUUGAUCACUGAUAAAUAUGAAUUUCCCUCUCACUGCUGAUAAGAAUUCAUGCUGCAGGUUAAUGUUUAAACACACUGUAGCUGAUACAGUUCAGAGUGGCAGUAUAUAUAUGAAAUACAGUAGUUGUUAUAUGUGCUCUGUUUUUAACGAGUGACUGACUGAGAUGAAACAUUUACUAAGAGAGUAAAAGUCACUGACUGACUCAGACUCUGUCAUACAGUAAAUAAAGUAAGCAACUAUAGUGAAUGAAUAAGGAAGAUGAUCUCUGCCAAGUCAAGAUUUUACUUUCAUGUUGGAAAUCUGUAUUUCAACCUGAGGGACCAAACCCAGGGACUAAAAGCACACUGUAUAGAGUGUCGCCAUUUAUGUGUGACACAAAAACACGAGUUGUUGAAAGUUUGGCGUUUGUGAAAACAAAUGUAUGCACACUCUUGUUUAUUUACACGACCCUGUACUUUUUUGUGUUUUGGUUAUUUGAGUUGCUUUUGUUCCUCAUACCCUGACCUGAUCAGCUGACUUUGAUAGGAGUGACAUAAGAACAAAAAGCUUUUGACAACUUAUCGCUAAGUUUUUUCAGAUGCUAUGGUGGAAUGGAUCAGAUCAGUGUUUUUCAACUCGUAAAUGUCUCAUAAUUGAUAAAAAAAAAUUACUGAUACUGUUUAACUAAUUUUUGUUUUCAAAAUUAAAACACCACACACAAUCUCCAAUGAUUUAAAUCCUUUUCUAUCUGUUAAAAACCUUAAAAACAGUUUUCUAUCCUUUACUUCCUCAAAUAUAAAUCUAGUUAUAAAAUGCAGCAUCUUGAUUGGCGGCCGCGAUCAUGCGACACUUCCCUCCAUCAACCUGUAAGCACACUUGCAGUCAGGAGGGAAAAACUGAAAACAAAAUGGAGAGACAAAUGUAAAGACGGCUCAGAGAGGAACGGAGACACUGACACCAAAAAGACAAAAAGAAAAUAUAACAAAAGUUUCCUUCAGUAUGGAUUUACAAGUGUCAUUGAGAGCAAUGAGGAAAAGCCGAAAUAUCUGCUGUGUGGUCAUGUCUUGUCUAAUUCUAGAAAAAAAGUGUCUCUAGGGUCUCCAGAAAUUUGUGAUGUCAAAAUGGGGUCACUGCUCAAAAAAUGUUUGGAACCCCUUGAUUAGAUCGAGUUUAGACUGUGAAAGAGUCCAUGAAUUAUAGCAGAAGAAUUUAAACUCUAAUGGAGAGAAAUAAUCCCAGAUUUCUCAAGGCUCAUCACUCAUCAGGAGUCAUUGCUGUACAAAAUACUCUUGCCUCAUUUGAGUUUUACAUUUCCCAUGAUCGGUCUGAACUCUCAACACUAGUUUCAGCCUUAAUAACGUUGAUCCUCUCCUUCUCUUUUCCUUUCCAUCAGGUACAAUCAGGAUCAGAAGGCUCAGGCUAAAGCAGCUGUAGAGUCCUGAGAGCUCUCUGUUGCCAACACUCCACUUCCUGCAGUGGACUGAAAAAGGGAGACGUCACUCUGGGCACGAGCCUGCCCCCUUCUUCGUCAUCUCCACAUCAUCCCAUGCUGUCUCCAUAACAUCCAUGCCAUAACCAUUACUCCACCAUAUUAAGCCUGUCGUCCCUGUUGGAAAUGUGCACUUUUCCUUAAGUUUCAAAUUUCCUCAGGGUGUUUUGAAAGAAAAAAAAGAACAAGAGAGGACAUUUUUUUUAACUUUAGUCAACACACAGUCAAGAAUGGAGGUCAUCAACGCACAAGUACAACUUACUCAACAAGCUGUAUGAUUGUACAUUCUUUAAUUUAAGUUCAUGCUUUAUAUCUCAUGCACUAGUUGGGAAGUUUUUUUGCUUUUUCCAUCAAUUUUCAGGUGUAGCAAUCAAUACCUCAUGCAAUAAUUUCCCAAAAACACACAUACAUACAUGUAACUCUUGGAUUUGUGUUGAACGUAGUUUAAGGAAUGUUUCCAAAUGAAAUCUAGUGAGGAUGUCAUCAGAUUAAUAUUUUCAUUCACUUAUUUAUAAUUUGGUAUUAGUCAUGCCACCUGUACCUCAUUGAUUAUUAAAUCAUUAUUGAUUACCAUGUAAUGAUUCCUUCCAUCCUAAGGCUUUAAUCUUUUUAACGUGUGUGAGUGCAAAUCAUAAUUUAUGAACCACGUGAUUUAAAGAAAAAGUUCUCAUGUAGUGAAACUUUUAAACUAUAUUUUUUUCUUGUUCUUAUCAGGUACACUUAUACUCAGAUAUCACUUAUUAAACGUGUGCAGUAUAUUCUUGAUUGUUACACUGGUAGUGACAUGCUAACAUUUCAUCAUCAUCAACAUUUCACCUCUUUGUUUCUAAAAAGGUGUUUUAUAUUCCCUCCUAGGUUAGAUUACUUCUUACUCCAGCUAUUCUCACUAUACUUAGACGUCAUCACCCCUGACUGUUGCAGCAAUACCUGGUGUUAUCACUGAAAUAUUUCUUGAUCUGCAGACUGUUUGAACAAACGGCACUUUUAAAGUUGAUCAUGAUGGCUCUGUGGCUAUGUAAUGGAUAUGUUAAACUAAUAAAUCCUAUUUGACGCCUAUGGCUGGUUCAAAGAAUGAAUAUCUGACUCUUGACAGAUAAAAAGUAGCAGGAGCUACAUGUGUUCACAUUUUAGUUUUGGAAUCUGAUACAAUCUCAGUGGGACUGUCCCAACAAGUUUCUGUUUUACGAUAAGCUUGAUAUUCAACCAGUUUGAUGUUAUUCUGCUAUGUAGCAAUGCACCCUUGCAGGUAUCAGUUGAUCAGUAAACAUUAACACUGACCCUGUCAACAGACAUCAGCUGAUCAGUAAAUAAUGUCUCAUUCACUGAUGUCAGUAGCUGAUAUCGAUCUGUAUUCUCUGAUUUUAUCUUCAUCUCAUUGAUAUAAAUCUGGAAAACUGUUACACCUUAUCAGUUCAGAGAAGUGGUUUUUAUGUGCAGAUGAAGCCCCCUGCUGGACAAAUACGUCAGUGCAUGAAAUCCUACAGCUCAUAGAAAAAUGAGAAAGAGAAAAAUAUUGAAGAGUUAAUGUAAACAUCAUCGGUAGCAGCAAUAAACACCUGCUGGAUUUAAAGUUUAAACAUAGGUGAAAGUAUUGGCUCCAAUUUCCAUGAUCGGUGCAUCUCCAAUUUUAUCUGGUUAUUCAGGCACAACAUAAUCAGUUCAUAGAUGCAAAGAUAUUUGGUUUUGUUGUUUAUUUUGACAGUAUUUUGGCUCUACUUCAAACUCAAGUAAGGAACUUUUGGUGUGUGUUGAUUUUGGUUCCCCCAGUUGACAGGACAGGACCUCUCACUGAUCACAUGGUCCUACACUUGUAUUGGUCAUGAUUGUUAAACAAAAGAAAAUUAAAUUUAAUAUAGAGAGAAUCUUUGCUGUAAAAAUUUAAAAAAAAAAAAAGUUUGGUUCUGAGUCGUCUUGUCUGACACAAACACACUGGUGGCUUCUGACAUUAAUUACAGUGUAGAAAAUUUCCACCAUAUCUUCUGCCAUGUUUGCCUCUGAAGAUCAUAAAGAGAAGUCAGUAUUCA